Erigeron canadensis is the source of this 2577-nucleotide messenger RNA. Its product is annotated as putative receptor protein kinase ZmPK1. Lineage: Eukaryota; Viridiplantae; Streptophyta; Magnoliopsida; Asterales; Asteraceae. The record is from RefSeq and is a predicted model, not a curated record. The transcript has a single exon. The coding region runs from base 13 to 2397 and encodes 794 amino acids. Gene Ontology annotation, biological process: protein phosphorylation; recognition of pollen. Gene Ontology annotation, molecular function: protein serine/threonine kinase activity; ATP binding.
UUAUCAAUAACAAUGCAUUUGCCUUGCCUUUUUUUCCUGCCUUUAAUUAUCCUCCAUCAUUGUCCAUUUGUUACUUCUACUAAUUCUUCAACAAAUGUUCUAACCCAAGGCUCAUCACUCUCUGUUGAAAAUAACCAAGAUCAUUUGGUGUCACCUAAUGGUCUUUUCACAGCCGGGUUUCACCAGAUUGGCCAAAAUGCUUACUUCUUCGCUAUUUGGUUUUCCAAGCUUAUGGCGGAUGGCAGUCACACCUUUAUUUGGAUGGCAAAUAGAGAUGCACCGGUCAAUGGAAAACAUUCCAAGUUUUACUUGUCAAAAUCCGGGAAUCUUGUUCUAACAGAUGCCGGUAACCGAAUUUGGAUGAGCAAUACUAAAUCUACAUCCCCUUUGCAAUUGCAACUCCUUGACUCGGGAAACCUUGUUCUCAAAGAGUUAGAAAAAAAUCCAUAUAUUUGGGAAAGCUUUAGUUUUCCUACCGACACCAUUCUUCCAAAUCAGCUUUUCACCAAAGAUACCAUCCUUGUAUCAUCGCGAAGUUUGACAAAUUUUUCUUCUGGUUUCUACAAUUUCUUCUUUGACAAUGACAACGUAAUCCGCCUUGUUUACAACAGUGAUGAGAUAACAAGUGUUUAUUGGCCCGAUCGUCCCCUGUUAUUAACAUGGCAAGCAGGAAGGUCUACUUUCAACAAUAGUAGAUAUGCCUUUCUUGAUUCCUUUGGCCGAUUCUUUUCCACGGACAAUUUCACCUUCGUUACGUCCGAUUAUGGCCAUACCUUUCAAAGAAGAAUGACACUAGAUGCUGAUGGCAAUGUUAGAGUAUAUACACUUAACAACAGAAAGUGGAUUGUUUCAAGCCAAACAAUUUCACAACCAUGCCGCAUUCAUGGAAGUUGUGGCAAAAAUAGCCUUUGCACUUAUAGUUUUGAGUCCGGAAGGAAAUGCACUUGCUUGCAAGGAUUCAAGGCAAAGAACCACUCAGAUUUGUCAUUUGGGUGUAAACCAACGUUCAAUCGAACUGGAAAUCGUGAAAAUUAUGACUUCUUAAGACUCCCCAAUACAGAAUUUUAUGGAUUUGAUUCUGUGUUUGUAGAGGGGGUCACUUUUAAAGAAUGUAAGAAGGCUUGCUUGAAAGAUUCCAAUUGUAAAGCCUUCCAAUAUUCCUUUUACCAACCUUCAAGCACUUUCAGAUGCUAUGUGAAAAGUUUGUUGUUCAAUGGUCAUUCAGUGGAUACUCCUUCCACUACAACUUAUCUUAUGCUACCUAAGUUUGAUGUAUUGUCAUUUAAUGAAAAAGCUACUAAUCAGUCCGAGUUAACUUGCUCAAGUUCUAUCAUCAAGCUCGAACGUACAUACGUGGGAAAGAGGUCAAAUGGAUCCCUCAAGUUCUUAUUGUGGUUCAGCAUCAUCCUUGGUGUAAUUGAAGCUACAUGCUUUGUGUUCUUCUAUUAUAUUACGAGACAAUCAUCAAGCACAAGAACCCAAUCCUACCAUGCAAUUGCUACCGGAUUCAGAAGGUUUACAUACGAUGAGAUUAUUAAGAUGUCUAAUAAAUUCAAAGAUGAGAUUGGGAGAGGUGGUGGCGGUAUCGUGUACAAAGGUAUACUACCUGAUAGAAGAAUGGUCGCAAUUAAGCAACUCCAUGAGGCUAGCCAGGGAGAAGCUGAAUUUUUAGCAGAGAUGAGUACCAUCGGGAGGAUAAAUCAUAAGAACUUGAUAGAAACAUAUGGUUAUUGUGCAGAAAGAAAGCAUAGGAUCUUGGUGUAUGAGUACAUGGAGAAUGGUUCGUUAGCUCGUAACAUACGUUCUAAAGAACUCGAUUGGCAGAAGAGAUUUGAAAUUGCCACUGGUGCCGCAAAAGGGCUAGCUUAUCUACAUGAAGAAUGCUUGGAGUGGGUUUUACACUGUGAUGUCAAACCACACAACAUAUUGCUAGAUGCUGAUUAUAAUCCAAAGGUGGCUGAUUUUGGCUUGUCUAAGCUAUUUAGCCAAGGUGUAAUAGAAAAUUCUAUCUUUUCGAAGAUAAGAGGGACUAGAGGGUAUAUGGCUCCAGAAUGGGUAUAUAAUCUUCCAAUCACUUCAAAAGUGGAUGUGUAUAGCUAUGGAAUAGUUGUACUAGAGUUGAUAACAGGACGAGAUCCAACAUGGGAUCAGGGAAGCGAUAAUGAAAGGGUAGAUCUUGUAAGUUGGGUAAGAGAGAAGGUUGACGAUUUCGGAGACAAUUUGACAGAAGCACAAAUAACGGAUAUAUUGGAUCCUACAUUGAAGGAUGAAUAUGAAAAUCAUCAGAUGGAAGCUCUUCUAAAAGUAGCUUUGCAAUGUGUUGAGGAAAAUAAAGACGCGAGACCAACCAUGAGCGAGGUUGUGCAGAUACUUCUAAAUCUAGAAAUGGAUGAUUAGUAUUUUUAGCCUUUGGCCGAAUUGUAUUUUACUCUCUAGCAAUUACUUAACGUUGUGCGUUAGAGACUUGUUAGUUACAAAUUUGAUACAUAUGUAAAGUCCAUGAAGCCCAACAAACUUAAUAAUUUGGAAAUAUGUUAGUAUGUUGUAAUUAUUAGUUAAAGGUCACUUUAUAAUUUG